AUGUCUGCGACAAUAAGAAGAGAAGACCCCUUCAAGCCCGCGAAGCGAGUCGCUGGGCAGAAGCAGGAUGUCUGGUCCAUUGUCAAUGAAGCUGCGGCGGCCUCGCCUGUGCAGCCCAUCGUCAACAUGGGCCAGGGCUUCUUUGGCUACAACCCUCCCAAAUUCGUCCUCGAUGCCGCUAAGGCUGCCCUCGACCAAGUAGACUGCAACCAGUACUCGCCCACCAAAGGCCGCCCGCGGUUAAAGAAGGCCAUUGCCAAUGCCUACUCUCCUUUCUUCGGUCGCGAGUUAGAUCCCGACAAGGAAGUCACAAUCACAACCGGUGCAAACGAAGGCAUGCUUAGUGCCUUCAUGGGCUUUCUGGAAGAAGGAGACGAGGUCAUCGUCUUCGAGCCCUUCUUCGACCAGUACAUUAGCAAUAUUGAAAUGCCAGGUGGAAAGGUUGUCUACGUGCCCCUGCAUCCCCCCAAAGACGGUGCGACCAAGACAACGUCUGCAGCUGAAUGGAGUCUUGACAUGAAAGAACUGGAAGCUGCCAUCACACCCAAGACCCGCAUGAUUGUCAUCAACUCUCCCCACAACCCUAUUGGCAAGGUCUUUUCCAAGGAAGAACUGCAAGCUAUUGGCGAUGUGUGCGUAAAACACAACAUCAUCAUCCUCUCAGACGAAGUCUACGAUCGCUUAUACUAUGUUCCUUUUACCCGCGUCGCUACGCUUUCACCGGAGAUCGCCAAGCUCACAUUGACUGUCGGCUCAGGAGGCAAGAACUUCUAUGCUACUGGUUGGAGAGUUGGCUGGCUGAUCGGUCCUGAGCACCUGAUCAAGUAUGUCAGUGCAGCGCAUACACGAAUCUGCUACAGCAGUGUCUCGCCGCUUCAAGAAGCAACGGCCAUUGGUUUCGAGCAAGCCGAUGCACACAACUUUUGGGAAGAGUCAAAGAAGGAGAUGAAAGCAAAGAUCGACAAGUUUACCGCCGUCUUUGACGAGCUCAAGCUACCCUACUCAGAGCCAGAGGGCGGUUACUUCGUGUUGGUGAACAUGUCCAAGGUCAAACUACCAAGUGAUUACGAGUUCCCCCCUCAUGUAGCGGAAAGGCCGAGGGACUUCCAGCUCAGUUGGUUCUUGAUCAAAGAAGUUGGCGUGGCAGCUAUCCCCCCGACUGAGUUCUUUACUCCAGGUAAUGCGCACAUUGUCGAAGACUGGUUACGGUUUGCCGUGUGUAAGAACGAUGACGUCCUUGAAAGCGCCAUGGAAAGGCUAAGGAGUCUCAAGAAGUAUAUUCAGGAAUAA
This is a messenger RNA of Alternaria postmessia, 1290 nucleotides long. RefSeq lists its product as uncharacterized. Gene Ontology annotation, cellular component: cytoplasm; mitochondrion. The transcript has 2 exons. Gene Ontology annotation, molecular function: L-kynurenine:2-oxoglutarate transaminase activity; pyridoxal phosphate binding. Bases 1 to 1290 code for a protein of 429 amino acids. The record is from RefSeq and is a predicted model, not a curated record. NCBI's taxonomy places the organism in Eukaryota, Fungi, Ascomycota, Dothideomycetes, Pleosporales, Pleosporaceae. Gene Ontology annotation, biological process: biosynthetic process.